Molecule: messenger RNA, 14921 nt
Organism: Solea senegalensis (Senegalese sole)
Lineage: Eukaryota; Metazoa; Chordata; Actinopteri; Pleuronectiformes; Soleidae
Product: probable E3 ubiquitin-protein ligase HERC1
Exons: 80
Coding region: 139-14559 (4806 amino acids)
Molecular function (GO): ubiquitin-protein transferase activity; protein binding
Source: RefSeq, a predicted model, not a curated record
AGAGGAGAAGGUUGAUGUGAUAUUUGCGUCUGAGGGAGGGAGAGGAUACCUCAGUGGGACGGGCAGGUAAACGCCAGACCUCUCACCCGCGGAUGUUUACUGUCAAGGUGUACGCUAUCAUUUAGAUAAUGCUCAGACAUGGUGCCGUGUCAGACCCAUGUGUUGCUAAAGUGGCAGGAGCACUUCAACAGCUCCUGGGCAGCAGAAGACGGUGUCGAGACAGUAAGGAGGCACAGAGCUGCUGAGCUCUACAGUAAGCUGCUUUACAACAAGGAAGUGGUGACUUUGGCGCAGCCCGUGCAAGAACUCAUAGGCCCACGCCUGCCAGACUUUGAGUGCGAGUCCAGUGCCUCAGCAGAGAAGGAAGAUUACCUGUCAUCUCUUCUUCACAGCCAGCGAUGGCUGGCUCACCGCAUGCUGACGCAAACCUCCUACACCUUGGGCCUCCACCACAGGCUGGUAGUUCUCCAGAGGAUCUACUAUGCACUUCACAGCAAAUACCAUGACAAGUUCCGUAUGCAGCUGCCCUCCCAGUCCACAGACAGCGGGGCUGAGUGUGGGCAGCUCGAGUUGCCCUCAGAGCCAUGCCUGCCGGGGGGAGCGUGCAAAGUCAAGUCAGGUACGGAUGUUCUGAUAGAGAUGGGUGUGAGGACAGGUUUGAGUCUGCUCUUCUCACUACUGCAGCAGAACUGGAGAUUUGCGGCGUCCGUGCAUCCGGAGUCGGUGCUUUGUAAUGAUGUGCUGGCCACAGCGUCCUCGGUGCUCACUUCUCUUCCGCCACUUUCUUUGGCUAACGAGAACAAGAUCCCGUCUGUCGGGCUAGACUGCCUGGCUCAGGUGGCUGACUUCUUGAAGAAGACAUCAGUGAGCAGUGGGACUGGUGGUGCAGAUCCCACUGGUCGAAGGCUAGCGCUGGAGCUACUGCUUGGUCUGGCCAUGCAGAGAGGCUCUCUCAAGUUCCUGCUGGAGUGGGUGGAAGUAGCUUUGGCUGCUUCCAUGUCUUCCUCCACCCCCAGUUUGUCUUCCUCCUCAUUGAGCUCACAACAGGCAGCUUGUGUUGGAUUUGAUGUCAUCCAUCAAACUCUAUAUCAAAUGAGGCAAUACUCGGGUUUCCGUGGAGACUCUGCAAAUACUCAGGUGCUAAAGAAGGACGCAGAUGGACUUUGCCAGCUCUCCCAGGCUGCUCUAUGCCUCUUUGAGGAGAUUUGUAAUCUGGCAUCCUACUGCCUGUGCUCAUGCAGCACUGACACAGCUUCUCCUAGUACAGAGAGUGACACGGUCAUGGUGUACGUGUGGGGCAGCAACAGCAGCCAUCAGCUCGCAGAGGGAACACUGGAGAAAAUCCUUCUCCCGAAACUGACACAGGGUUUCAGCGAUGCCCAAAUGAUUGAAGCAGGUCAGUACUGUACAUUUUCUGUAUCUGCGGAUGGUUCAGUGAAAGCGUGUGGAAAAGGCAGCUAUGGUCGUCUGGGCCUGGGCGACUCGAAUAACCAGUCCAUGCCCAAGAAACUUGUGCUGGAGCCACAUAGGAACAUGAAGAAAGUGUCGUCCUCCAAGGGCUCAGAUGGUCACACUUUGGCCAUCACUGUAGAGGGCGAGGUGUUCAGCUGGGGUGAUGGAGAGUAUGGGAAGCUGGGCCAUGGCAACAGUGCUACACAGAAAUACCCCAAAAUCAUACAAGGACCACUGUUAGGCAAAGUUGUAGUCUGUGUGUCUGCUGGCUACAGACACAGUGCUGCUGUGACUAAUGAUGGAGAGCUUUAUACAUGGGGAGAAGGAGACUUUGGCCGGCUUGGCCAUAGUGACAGCCAGAGUCGAAACAUGCCCACAUUGGUGAAGGACAUCAGUGGCGUCGGUCAGGUGGCUUGUGGCAGCUCUCACACCAUUGCUGUAGCACAGGACGGACACACUGUGUGGUCCUUUGGGGGAGGAGACAACGGUAAACUAGGUCACGGAGACACCAAUCGCGUGUAUCGCCCCAAGGUCGUAGAGGCCCUGCAUGGAUUCAUCAUCAGGAAAAUAUGUGCGGGCAGCCAGUCGUCACUGGCUCUUACCUCCGCUGGACAGGUGUUUGCAUGGGGCUGUGGCUCGUGUUUAGGGUGUGGCUCCUCUGAGAUGACCUCUCUGAGGCCCAGGUUCAUAGAGGAUCUUAGUAUCACCAAGAUCAUUGAUAUCUCCUGUGGAGACAGUCACUGUCUGGCUCUGUCCCAUGAGAAUGAAGUGUAUGCCUGGGGGAACAACACCAUGGGCCAGUGCGGCCAAGGCCACACAUCUACACCCAUUACCAAACCUAAGAAAGUCCUUGGUUUGGAGGGAGUGUCCAUUCAGCAAAUCACUGCUGGCACUUCUCACAGCCUGGCCUGGACCGCUGUUCCAACUGACAGGCAACUUGUGGCAUGGCACAGGCCCUUUUGUGUUGACUUGGAAGAGAGUACUUUCACUUAUCUUCGCAACUUCCUAGAAAGUUACUGUGAUGGCAUCGGGAAUGACACACCCCCUGCUCCAUUCUUAUCCAAAAGGGACCAUCAUCAGUUCCUUCUCCUGUGCAUGAAGCUGCUGUCUAUCCAUUUAUCUUUGGCCCAUGCUGGGGGCACUGGUGCCAUGGUUUUGGGGGCUCAAAGCAGACCUCUCCGAAACCUGCUCUUCAGGCUCAUAGACACCAGUAUGCCAGAUUCCAUACAACAGGCAGUUUUGAACACGCUGUCCAUUGGUGCAACCCUGCUGCUGCCUCCACUUAGAGAAAGAACAGAACUGCUGCUCUCCCUCCUUCCUCAGGGCCCUCAGAGCUUAAAUGUCCUCUCCAAAGGACAGCGUCUGCAGUUGGACAUGGUCCUCAGCAGUCUUCAAGACCAGAGUCAUAUAGCUUCUCUACUAGGUUACAGUAAUUUUGGGGAGGUAGCAGCUCUGGGACCCCCUCUGACACCUGCUCUGUCAGUCCGGCCUUCAUCCUCAUCCUCCGUUGACCCCUAUGACCCACUGCACUUAGCAGAGGUGCUCCUCAAAACCCUGCUCCUCAGCAUAGGCUUUUACACGGAACGUGCAUUUGGGGAAUUGGAGAAAAACAGUGACAAGCAGCUUUCUAUCAACCGAGAGGGACAGAGUGAUCCUCCCUGUCACUUCCACCAGCUGCUGUCUGGACUUCACAAACACCUUCUUGCCCACUGCUACAUCUAUUCCAGCUCUGAGGAUGACAGUAGUGUGAUGCUGCUUCGUGAGCAUCUGUGCCUGCUGCUUCCUUGUGCUGCUGAGAGUCUCAAGAGAUCCACCAAACUGUUAAAGGACAGUUCCCUGGAUAAACACAUUAUCAAGAAGCUCAAUUUGGUGUUGUAUAACUCAGUGGCUGGCAGCCUGCUGUGCCAGGUAAUGUACUCCUUACUGCUGCUCCCCCUGAGCACAGUACAACCUCUCCUCAGCCAUUUACUGGCCUUGUUGGAGCACCUCAAUGAUUUCAAUCAGUUGCUGCCAGAGACCGCUCUACUGGAGGAACAGGAACUACAGUUGGAGGCUCAAAAGUCCCAUUUAGAUAAAAGUGAAGGUAACUCAUGCCUUGGACAGCAGCAGCAGGAGGGGGAGUGGGUUUGGCUCUUGGACCUGGAACGGUCUGUAGCGUUGGCAGUUGGCCGUUGCCUUGGUGGAAUGCUGCAAGGCCCGUCACCCUCUCUCCAGGAGAAAACAUCAGAGUUCUGGCUAUCAAAUGUCCUCCUCAGGAAUGGCCUUGAGAUGGACUAUGAACAGCUGGAUUCUGGUGUGGCGUGGCUGGCUGAGAUGGUGCUGCUGGGCAGCAGCGAUUCUAGACUCGCAGAGCUGAGCAUGAAUGAGGAAACCAAGACUUUACUGGAACUGGCACUGGGAUCCUCAAGAGGACCUGCAUGUGGUUUGUGGCAGAAGAUGGAGGAGUAUGCUUACAGCAAAGAAUGGGAGAGCGGAGGCUCUUCAGUCGAGUGUUUGCUGCAGGCGGUCUGUCGUUGCAGUCUUGCUGCUCUUCUGAAGCACACAGGUCUGCAGAAUGAGGCCUGCUGGCAGGACAGAUAUGAACCCUGUGAGAUGCUGGUAGAUGUAUAUGAAACGGUUUAUAAAAUAAAAAGCACUCUGUUGGCACACAAAAACUCUCUAAAGACAUCGCCAGUGCAGGCUGUUACUAAACAGACUGCUCCAUCUCCCCAAAGUCCUGAUACAGACAGGCAAGAGCCAGGGAUAUCUGUGGAACAACAGGUGAAGGAUCAUGUGCAGCAGUCAGGAGGUCACUGUAGCCGGGAGGUGCAGGUGACACCACCUCCCACAGCCAAUCACAACCAGGAGGAUGUUACAGAGGAGGAUGCAUUUGGCAGUGGCCGUAUGUACCUGUCAGAAGUCCUAGAAUCAUUCAUGGCCACCCGGGAGGCCAUGCAAGUUCAGCAGAAUGUGACGGUGUACGAGUCCUUUGGCACUUCCACCCUCCCAAGCAGCAUGGAAAGCCCCAUGAGUCCCGACAGGGAGCCAGACCCCAAGCAGCAGUGGGAGAAGAAGGGGGAUUCGGAGGAAAGCUUGUCUUUCCCUGCUGCCUGCCAUUUGGUGGUGUCCCGCUGUCUCUUCCUCCUUUUAGGAGUCAGACCUGCUUGGGUGGAACCCAGCGAGAGAGAGAAGAGUCCGUCUAUGAACACUGGAUCAAGGAAGUCAUCACCAGACUUUUUUGCAAUGGGUGUUGAUGGCCGUAAACAGUCUGAGCAAUCCAAAAACGCAUUGGGAUCCUCUAAGAAUAAAAUGGGCUUACCUCUGUGCUCUCUGGGUAUCAUGAAAGACGCCUGGGACCGCCUGCGGCAGUGUAUCAGCCCGACCACCACCAUGUCCCACUCUGGCAACAACACUUUGCCAAUUCUUAACCAGGUCUUCCACUUUGCAUGUGGAAGCCUCAUCCACUUGUCAUCCUCCUCACAGUCACUGCCGGGUGGACAGAUGUGCAGUCAGGCAGAUCCAAAAGCCAUUACCUUUGCUAUUCUGCAGCAACAACAGAGGGCUGAGAUGCGCCUGGAGGCUUUGUGUCAGAUGUCAUCCUUCCUUUCCAAAAUGGAGGAAAAGAACAGUGGGCUCACAGAAGUUGCCCUUCAGUUCCCCGCGUUGUUGCAGUCUGUGCAGCUACAGUUCCUCUCUGGAUGCUUCGCUUUGGGAACACAAAUCAUUGGCUCUCACUCUGGAGUUAACUAUGAGACGCAGCAUUACAUGUCUGGCACAUGCGCAGCCUCUAUGGACACACAAAGAGAGCUACAAUCUGCAGCUCACACCUUCUACCAGCAGGUGGUAUGUGUCCUAAGACAGAGAGUUCUGUUGGAAGAAGAACAUACAGGUUCCUGCCAUCAUCUCCUCCUAGCCACAAUGUUUGCACUUAAUUUUUGUUAUCAACCCGUGGACCUGGUGCUGGUCAUCAAAUGUGGCAUCCUGGAAGUCCUUUCAAAGCUGACCAACAACAGCUGUGCUCUGAUGAACCAGAGCUGGUUUGCGGCGUCUACAUCUGGAUCCAUGCUACUAAGUGGGGCUGUCAGAUUAGCUUCUACACGCCUGCUUCAGAUACUGACUGUAGCUGCAAGCUCCAGUGAGGAUUUACUGCCCAUUGAUGUAUCCCAUGCUCUAAUGGAGGUGAUGUGUGAUCAGCUCCAAAAUGUCCUGCACACUUUUCACCAGCAGCACACAGCUGAGAGAACCGAUCCAGACUCUAACAGCAGGAGCGCAAAUCUAGUUGGAGUGGAAAGCAUCAAAGUGGUUGAAUCUCAGCUUGCGGAUUUCUUGGUAUUCCUGAGGCGUGUGAUGUCAUUAAGAAUCAUGAAAAGACUCUCCACUUUUGUCAAAUGGCUUGAUCCACUCAUGGCCAUUAUUUCGCAUAAGUGCCCUUUAGGCUUCCCUUGCUUCCAGAACCUUCGCACUAAGCUCUUGGCCUUUCAUGUGCUAGAAAGGUUGUUACCUGCUUGUUCCGAGCCAGUUCAAAUUCAACAGAUUAUUAAACAACUCUUUCAGCUCUUGUCUGUUUAUAUGUGGGAGGAACCACAAGCAGAGAGAAACCAUGAAAUGGCUGAAAAAGACACCGGGAACCCUGGCAGCUAUGAUGAAUGCAUUCCCAUUGGAGAUUUUUCCUUUGACCCACACAAGAUUGUCUGUUGUUCUUUGGAGAGUGGGAACGUCCUCUCGCAUGGUUCAGGAGGGAAAGGUUAUGGCCUUGCGACCACUGCUAUCACCUCUGGCUGUUUCAUAUGGAAAUUCCAGAUCACCAAAGAGAACAGAGGCAAUGAGGGCACAUGCAUUGGUGUAUCACGCUGGCCAGUCAAAGAUCACAACCACCAUACCACCACCGACAUGUGGCUUUAUCGUGCUUAUAGCGGGAACCUGUACCACGGAGGGGAACUGGUUCGCACGCUUCCCUCUUUUACCCAGGGUGACACCAUUACCUGCAUCCUAGACAUGGAGGGUCACACUAUAUCAUUUGCUAAGAAUGACAAGGAGCCGAAGUUGGCAUUUGAAGGUGUGGUUGCCUCUGAACUGUAUCCUUGCGUUUUGUUCUACAGCAGUAAUCCUGGAGAGAAGGUGGCACUGCAUGACCUCCAAAUGAGAGGCAUGCCCAGUAAUCUGCUUCCUGGAGAUCCUCUCUGCAGCCCUCGGUUGAUGGUGCUCCUGGAGUCGACAGUGCGACUCCUGCGGAGGCUCCAUCAGUGUGACCACUGGGCCUUGCACAUCAACCAGUACAUCCACAGUCACCUGGAGCUCAUUGGAAUCUUGUUGAAAGAGGACGACUUCGGAAACCUCAGUCAGGGCUUCAGUCCCUCACACUUUGAGAGAGAAGAAAACCAGAGAGACAAAGACUUGGCUGGGGACAACACGGGGGAGCUGCUCGCACAUCGCCGGCCCCUGUCAGAGGCCAAGCUGUCUGCUCUGUGCAGUGAAGUGUGGCCAGUUCUGGCCCUGAUCGGUGGAGUCGACAAUGGUCUUCGGGCUGGAGGUCUGUGCAUGCACAAGCCCAGUGGACGCAGGGCGAUUCUGCUUGGUGUCCUGAAAGAAGGAAGCUCACUGACCAAGCUCCAGUGGGAGGAAGCAGACCUCUCUGUCAGCUCCAUGAAUUCUUGGUCACCCAGCGACACGCCAAUCAUCUCUCUGGAGCCCUGUGACAUUUCCUGCUGCGAUGUCACCAGACUCGGUGGCCUCAAGCCCACAGUGCUGUUAGAUCUGAUUUAUUUGAUGGGGCUGCUGGAGGAGCAGGGGUGGCUGGGAGCUUAUUCCGCCCCUAAAAGGAAACACUCAGAGGAGAACUCAGAGACCCAGAGCUGUCUAGACGAAGACAGGUCGGAUGAAUUCAGAUGGCAGACGGAAGACGAGAGGAAGAAGUUGAAGGAUCAGAAAGUUGAGUCAGACCCUUUCAUUUUACCAUCCUCAACCAAAGAUGUCACAAUAACAGACCAACAUGAGUCGCCCUGUCUACCCCUACCUCACCAAACAUCUCAGACCUCUAAAGUAGAUGCCUUUGCACUUGAACUGAGAGCAGUCCGGGUCUCAUAUCUUCUCACUGGAGCUUUGAAAUCCCUUACUGUCAUUUUUAGCUGUGAGAAGCUUUCGGAUAUGCUUUUGGUGCCUAAACACGAUGCUUCCAGCUCUUCACCGAUUCCUGUUUCCAGCCUAAACCCUGACCAGGCUAAGGCCAGCUGCAAACAGUGGGAUGAGAGUGCUGAGCUGAGAUCAGUGCUGCAGUAUGUGGUGCAGAGCAUGGUGAAGUGGGCAGUCAGACCUUGUCCCAUCAAACAGAGUGUGUCUCUGACUGACCUGGAAAGGGCUCAGGUCAUGAUCUACAAAGGAGCCCUGAACAGACUGCAGGAGGACAAAGACCGCAAAGAGUCAGGCCACCAUGUGUCCUCUCAGCCCAUCUCCAAGUCCUCCAGCUCUGUGUCCUUGUACAGUGCAGGUUCAGAAGGCACUGCCAUCUUUGGCCAAUCCAACAGAGCCUCUGCAUCAUCCUCUAACACCGAUUUGGCAUCUUCUCUGCCAAUAAACCUGCAGGCAGAUGGCCUGGAAAAUUUCAACCCUUUCCUCCCCAUCAGCCUCCUCCAGCACAUGGUGCUAACUCGGUUCCCUACGCUUACCGGCCUGGUUAGUGCUCCCCCUGUUCUGCACCCCUGCUUCAGCCUGGCCAGCUCUGCUUCUUGUGAUGCCUUCACAGAGCAGCAGACUAGCUUUAUGGAACCGGGUCCCUGCAGCACACAGGCCAGAAGCAGCCUGGAACGGACACAAAUGUUUGUCACCAGUCGGUUGCUAGAAAUGGGAUUCUCUAUGAGACAUAUCUACUGGGCCAUGGAGGCAGCAGAUGUUGCAGGUGACUUGGACUCACAGACCAUUGAGGUGUUGGCCAGCUGGAUGUUGGAGCACCCCCUGACUGAGGAGCAGCAGGCAGCUGAAACACCGAGGCCUGAGGAUGCACCCGAGACCCCGUCCCCAGAUGGGCCAGAGACAGUGCAAUGUCCUGAGCGCGCCACAAGUCAACCCAAUGAGAGUCUGUUGCCAGGGUUAGACUGGAUAGAGAGGGAGAACUUCUUGGAUGUGCACCUGACCAGGAACAGACCUCCUCCAGCGCGGCUUCGUCGCUCAGGCUCAACUCAGAGGACGUCCUUUCGAAGGGCAGACCUGCCAUCACCAAACCCACUCCCACAGCUUUACCAACAGCACACAGUAGUCAGUGAGUGGCCUGAGCAGGUAGAAUUUCAUCCUUAUUCUGCUGAGGAGGAGUCAGAGUUGGGCUACAUGGAUGACCCAUACCACGAGGAAACCUAUGAGGACCUGCUCACUCCCUCUUUCUUCAAUUUGGAGAGAGACACACUCCAGAUAGUAGAGACCGGAGAAGAACACAGUCAGAUGGUGAAGUGUGAAUUGUGCAACACCCUCACCCUGCAAUUUAACAAUCAUAUAAAGCGGCGUCACCCAGGUUGUGGGCAGAGUGCUGCGCGGAAGGGUUACGACAGCACUGGGGCCUACGUGGAUGUGUGGUUCAAAGGGGAAUGUGGCUCCAACUUUCCGUUCUACCUCCUCUGCAGCUCCUGCAGGGAAAAGUAUCUGGCCGCAAACCUAAGUGACACAAACUCCAAGUAUGAAAGGAUUAAAGGUCUGACAUCUGAUUUGAUUGGCCAGUUGGACAGCACAUCUGAUGAUGAUUGGGAAAUAAGCCACCAAGAGUGUGACACAGACAAGCUCACUGGACUGGAGGACAUCGGGCUCCUGCUGAGACCACUGGGGCUGACUGAAAAGAAGCUGGUGCCAGACCCCAUUGUUUUCACUGAACCAGAUCCACUCGGGGCCCGGGUUUACAGCUCUGCUGACCCAGCGAGAGUAGUACCUCCCAAAGGAAAUGUCCUCGUUGAGCAGAAGACUUGUCUGAGCCUUGGACAGCAGGCGGUAUCACUGAGAGACUCUCAAGAUAGACUGAGGGCUUUGAGAAGAGUCACCUCUACAGCCCAGAUCCUGUUAGCCUACAACAUGGUGAUGAGAGCACUGUCUCAGACGGCUUCUAGCGCCUCAGUUUGCAGCCAGUCUAAUGGAUUGGAGUCCUUGGGUCUGGCAGAUAUUCGUAUCCUGGUGCGGCUGAUGACCCUAGCAGCGGGGGGAAGGGCGCACACCUGUGUAGACAGACAGUCAGGUGUGAAAGGGCUGGCGACAGAGCGAAACAACUUCACUUGCCUCAGCUUCCUAACCUCGGCCAUUGGCAGUGUGGUAUCCCAUAGCUCUACUGCUUACAGACAGCUAGUGGAGAUAUGCACUCAGAACCUAAUGGCAGCAGCUACAGGGGUGAACAUCGGUGUCAUCAGUGAUUCACAGCAGCGAGGUUCUCUGAACUCUCGUACAUCAGCUGCUGCACAGCCACAGAGAGACUGCAGUGACCAGACACCACCAACGUUCCUGGUCACACAAAGUCUGGUGUCCCUGCUGACUGAAAAGGGUGUUCACUGCUCCAGCCCAGACAAAGCUGAACACGAGGGGAAUGAUGCAGGAAACCAUGGGGGGUCUUCUUCAUCCUUGCCUCCUUCCCCUUUACCCCUCCUGAGCUCCAGGGUCAGCCCCCUGGAGCUGGCUAAUGCGUUGGCAGCGUGUGUUCUCUCAGCCAGGCUGACCAGUGUACAUCGCCACUGGGCAGCACAGCAGCUCGUCCAGGCCUUGGCUGCCACAGGAAGAGACAUUCCUAAUCGUCCCCAAACUUACAGUGACCUGGCUGGUGAUUUACGCAAAUGUCCUCUCAAGAGGCUGGAAGGACAUUACAACAAGGUGGCUAGCUGUUACUGGAGUAGUGAGCAGAAUUUGCUGGCUACAUGCUCUCAGGACAAGGUGGUGCAACUAUGGAGCAUGAGCCACAACACAGCCGAGUUACAGACCACCUUCUCCUGUAUUACAAGUAAGACGGACCGCUCCAACAGUGAGAUGGCAGGUCGGUGUCAUCACAUGUCUCCUGUCUGCUGGAGCACAGGGGGAAACUUUCUGGCUGCCCCUGAAAACAAACACAUCAACAUCAUGAGCAUCAGGGGCUCUCACUGUCAUGUGGAGGCUCAGGUGUCCCGGGUCACGGCCCUUUGCUGGGCUCAGACCUUCAACUUGUGGGUUCUUGAGCAGCCUGCAGGAAAUAAGAAGAGACCUGCCGAAAGCCUGUUAGUGGGUCGGCUGGACGGCUCUCUCUGUUGGCUGCAGGUCACAAUGCAGGAAAUAGAUUUGCAAGUGAAGAGCACUGAACUCAAUUCCUGCCACAGAAAUGAAGCCCCACAAUGUGUUGCCUGGCACAGUGAGGACAAGCCAUUUGCAGUGGGCUAUUCCAAUGGAAAGAUCCUUUUGGCCACAACUGAGACUUGCGAGAAUGAGCAGCCUGUUGUGCUGUCUGUCUUCCAGGACAGCGUGACUUCUUUAAAAUGGGACCCUACAGGACACCAGCUGCUCUGUUUUGGGAGGUCAGAGGUAACAAAGAUUCUUGGACGCUCUGGAGGCACCUGGGUGACCCUGCACUCCCUCGUUCACAGCAGCUCUGUUAACAUUGCUGAAUGGUGUCCACUCGCUGGCAGAGCACCUGAUCCCAGGCUCAUGAUGGCUGUAGGCUGUCAGAAUGGCUCUGUGUAUGUCUGGACUUUGCCACAAGGGGGCACCGCUGUGUCUUUGUACAACAUACUGAACAACUCUUCAAGCCAAGAUAAAGACAAUGAUGUCAAGGACAGUGCAAAGUGUGUGUUUGUUCUCCAUGGACACAUUACAGCAGUGAAGUCAUUAUCAUUUUGCUCCAGUGGACUGACUCUAGUUUCUGGAGGGAUAGGGGGACUGCUCAACAUCUGGUCCUUACAGGAUGGUUCAGUCUUACAGACCGUAACAGGUUUGGGUUCAGUCGUCAGUACUACCUGGAUACCGAACUUGGGUGUUGCUGCCUGCUUUGGAAGGUCAAAGGAUGUUUUGUUGAUUUGCUGCAACCCUGACUGGAUCAGUCAAAAUCACGUCCUACCUUCCUGCCGAAUGGUUCUCAGAAGCCAGAACAUCCUGGGUCUAAAUCGUGCCCCAUGUCUGGCUGUCUUCCUGGAGAGGCUGCCUUUGCUGUUGCAGGAGCAGUACAACCAUGAGCGGACCCACGUUGCGGCAGGUGAUCAGCUCGUCCACAGUGCCUUCCUUCAGAGUCUGGCCUCCUUGGCGGUUGGUCUGUCCUUGGAGAAACACCUGUGCCGUUUCCCACACCCCCCUCAUCACACCAGCACUGACGCCAACUCCUGCCCUUCAGAGUGGAGCUGGCUCGCCACCUACGCCAUUACUGUGCGCAGUGCUGAGGCUAUUGCCAGUGGCACUGCAUUCCCGGAGUCUUUCAUUGUUUCAGAGUUUCAGGAGGUGGAAGCCAGUGAAAGCAUCAAGGCACUGGAUAAUAGCAAGUGGAGUUUCCGGAUGGAUGAACAGCUGAUGUCUUGGGCAACCACUAGACCCGAGGACUGGCAACAGGGGGGUAAGAGUGAGGUUUACCUGUGGGGGAAUGGACGUUAUGGACAGCUGGCAGGAAUGGGAACCAACCUCAUGAUGCCAACUCUUGCACCUACUCUAUCACAGACACAGCAGGUUGUGUGUGGUCAGAACUGUACCUUCCUGGUCCAGUCCAAUGGGACUGUGUUAGCUGUCGGGGAAGGACAAUAUGGCAGACUGGGUCUGGGGAAUUCCGACGAUCUCUAUGUUCCCACUGUUAUUUUUGCUUUUCAAGGGUAUGUGGUGACUCAGCUGGUGACAUCAUGUGGAUCAGAUGGACACUCCAUGGCCUUGACUGAGACGGGGGAGGUGUUCAGUUGGGGUGACGGAGAUUUUGGAAAACUGGGGCACGGCAACAGUGAAAGGCAGAGAAGACCCAAACAGAUUGAGGCCUUACAAGGAGAAGAGGUCAUUCAGCUUUCUUGUGGUUUCCGUCACUCAGCUGUGGUAACAGCAGAUGGGAAACUGUUCACCUUUGGCAGUGGUGAAUCUGGCCGCCUUGGUCAGCGGUCAACAUCCAAUAAGAUGCUGCCUGAACGAGUGGCAGCGUUGGAGGGAUAUCAUGUGGGGCAGGUAUCCUGUGGCCUCAACCACACUCUGGUGCUUUCCCUUGAUGGCAUGGUUGUGUGGGCAUUCGGAGAUGGGGAUUAUGGCAAAUUAGGAACUGGUUCCUCUACAGCAAAGUACUAUCCCCAGAAAGUGGAGCAGCUGUGCAACAAGGGAAUUAAGAAGGUCAACUGUGGAACUCAGUUUUCCGCUGCAUUGUCCUGCGAUGGACAUGUUUACACAUUUGGACAAGAACGUCUGAUCGGUCUGCCCGACUCCAUGCUGAAGAACAAGUCCUGCCCCCAGGUGGUGCCGUCACUGGAAGGGUUGUUCAUAGAAGACGUAGCUGUGGGCUGUGAACAUGUCCUCGCUCUGUCCUCCACUGGGGAUGUCUAUGCCUGGGGCUGCAACAGUGAGGGACAGCUCGGUCUUGGUCACAACAACCCAGUGAGGGAGCCCACACUCGUAACAGCCCUUCAGGGGAAAAACAUCAGGCAGAUUUCUGCUGGCCGCUGCCACAGCUCAGCAUGGACCACCCCCUCUACCUCGCUGAAAAACUCGGGUGGCUCUGGAAAUUUCCAACUUGGUCUUCCCCAGUCAGUCCCUCCUCAGUACAACACCCUGAAAGACUGCAGUCCUGAUGUCCUCAGCAUGCGCCUCAGAGUUCUUUACCACUUCUCUGAUCUCAUGUACAAGUCCUGGAGGCUGCUCAACCUGGACACCAAAAAUCCAGUGUCUACUUCACGCUACAGUUCAGGGACCGCCGCCAUCAUCCGGGGCGAGCUCCGAGGUCUACUAUCACCCAAGGUCAACACUCUUCCUCUAGUGCGCUGUAUCGGCAGAACAAUGACCCAGGGCAAAACAUAUGGGCCACAGAUCACUGUGAAGCGCAUUUCCACAAGAGGGCGUUCGAGCAAGCCCAUCUUCGUGCAGAUUGCAAAGCAGGUAGUGAGCUUGAAUCCUCUGGAGCUUCGGUUACCAUCACGAGCCUGGAAAGUAAAGCUUGUUGGGGAGGGAGCUGAUGAUGCUGGUGGCGUGUUUGAUGACACCAUCACUGAAAUGUGCCAGGAGUUGCAGUCUGGUGUGGUGGAUCUUCUGAUUCAUACGCCCAACAGCUUUGCAGAUGUUGGCAGUAACACUGACAGGUUCCUGCUGAACCCAGCAGCACUGUCCGAGGAUCACAUUGUCCAGUUUCGCUUCUUGGGCAUUCUUAUGGCCGUGGCCAUUCGCACCAAAAAGCCUCUGGACUUGCAUCUCGCUCCUUUGGUGUGGAAACAACUCUGCUCAAUGCCACUGGGAGGGCCCGACCUUGAGGAGGUUGACUUGCUCACCUACCGCACUCUCCAAGGCAUCCUUCAUCUGGAAAAUAGUGGAAUCACAGAGGAUAAUUUCCAUGUGAUGAUUCCCCUGGACUCAUUUAUGGCUCACAGUGCUGAUGGAAGGUUGGUACCUGUGGUUCCUGGGGGUCAGAACAUUUCUUUAACUUUUGCCAACCGGACUGAAUAUGUGGAGAGAGCUCUGGACUACCGGCUGCAUGAGAUGGAUUCACAGGUGGGAGCAGUCAGAGAGGGCAUGUCCACCAUCAUCCCCGUGCCCCUUCUCUCCCUGCUCACAGCGCAGCAGCUGGAACAGCUGGUGUGUGGUCUGCCAGAGGUCUCGGUUGAGAUGCUAAAGAAGCUGGUGCGUUACCGUGACAUCACCGAGAGCCACCAGCUCAUUGGCUGGUUCUGGCAGAGCCUCGAGGAGUUCACCAAUGAGGAGCGGGUGCUCUUCCUCCGUUUCGUCUCUGGCAGGUCCAGGUUGCCUUCCAACCUCGCUGAUAUCACGCAAAAGUUCCAAAUCAUCAAGGUCGACAGGCCCAUCAAUGGCCUCCCUACUGCUCAGACCUGCUUCUUCCUACUGCGCCUGCCCCCCUACACGAGCCAGGCUGUUCUCGCUGAGCGAUUGCGGUACUCCAUCCACAACUGCCCCUCCAUCGACAUGGACAACUACAUGCUGACCCACAACACGGAGCCGGCAGACAGCUCCGACACCGAGGACUGAGGCAGAGGGAGCUGCAAUUAACACAGUAAUGAAUGUAUCUUCUCCGAUGCCAUGCACAUUAUGCACUGAACACAAACUUCUUAUUGGCCAAAACCUGUAUAUGUUUGUUUGAUUUAGAGAUACGUGUAGUUUUGAUUUCCUGUGCAAGGUGUUGUAAUUAUCGCAGUGCUUACUAUAAAUCAAAACAACAGGGAUACACAAUAAGAUAAGACGAAAAAAAAUAUAUAAUAGUAUAUAUAUAAAUAGAGGUGAUUAAGCCACAGUAAGGAGAGUUAAUGUGCCUGUUUGAAAAUAUGUAAUAAUUUAUUGACCUGUCACUCAUAGGCCGUAAUAUUGUAAAAUAAAGAAUGUUUAAAUACGGA